CCCAUUGUCAUUUCCACGAGAAAGUUCAUGCAAUGAUGGCCCGAAAUGCGGAAUGGGGCAAUGUUGCUGCGUGGCUGAGUGCAACAUGCUCACCGGCUUCCCUACCUGCCGCUUUUGAAUCAAGUUUCCCUCUCUAAACCUCAAUGUGGUAGUGCAAGGUCCGCCACCUGUUUGUGAAAAUGCUCGAGAGGAAAAACGCUGCCAAUGGAGGGGAAAAGCCCACGGCUCUCAGAAGAUCUCCGAGGUUUCUCCAGCAAGAGGUCACCCCAGAAUCCAUAGGUUCGCAAGAAAACCCUAAACCCAAGUUCAAGAAGAGCAGGGUCGAGGCGGAGUUGGAUUUUCCUCUCAGCUCUUCGGCUAGUGUUUCUCGGAAGAGAACCCAAGAAGAUUACCCGGAAAAGGUUUUGAACAAUUUGAAUGAAUCCAGCGAUGGGUUGAUAAAGCGCGUGAAUUCGAGUGCUGUGUUGAGAAGAUCUCAAAGAGUGAACAAUGGGGCUGCUGGAAUUCAGAGUCGCAGGCGAUCUCCUAGGUUUCAGAAUCAGAGAAAAAUGGAUGAACGCGAGCAGAAGACCAGCGGUGACAUGAAUGAUAAAUUUACGAAACGUGUUUCCAGAGAAUCGAUCAAUCUAGAAAAUAUUUCGGGGGGUUUGGAAAAAUCCGACGAUGGGCUGAGAAAAUGUACGAAUUUGAGCCCUCUGAAAAAUUCUCGAAGAGUCACCAAUCGGGUCGCGGGUACUCAAAGUAUCAGGCGGUCUCCAAGGUUUUUGUGUCAGGUAGAGUUCGAUGAACGUGCGGAGAAGGCCAGCGACAGUAAGAAUAAUCGGUUUAUCGAACGUAGCUUAAGUGAAUCCGUGGAUAGGGGGGUCUCGUUAGGUUUGUGGAAAGACAAUAUGGGUGCCAAUUUGUGUGAAAAAUUUGCAAGGAAAAGGGAAAGGAGCUUCAGGAGUAAUUCUGCAGAUUCUGUGGGUAUUGAAAUAGGAGGAAAGAGUGAGGCAGCAGGUGUUGAUAAAGAGGGUGGAUAUAUUGGAAAUAGGAGGGAGAUAGAGGAAGGAAUGGAAUGUGAUUGGCUUGUGCAAGCUUGGACAGAAGAACAAGAAUUGGCACUGCAUAAAGCUUACUUUACUUUAAAGCCCACUCCACAUUUCUGGAAGAAGGUUGCAAAACUGGUACCUGGAAAGUCUGCACAGGAUUGCUUUGACAAAGUCCACUCUGACCACUUAACCCCACCCCAGGCACAACCACGUUCGAGGGUCAAGAAAACAGACUUGUCACCCCUGGGUUAUUGUUCACUCUCUGCAAGUAAGUUGCUGAAACCCACCAAACCAAAGAGUGGAAGGGUGAUUCGUGAUAAACGGAAGAGCCACCUUACACAAAAGACUGUACGAGGUUUGCUACAGAAGCAGUGUCAUGUGGACCAAGGUUAUGAACUGGAUCUGUUCUCAGUUCUUGAGCCCACAGCGAAUCUAUCUACUAGUGCAUUUCAGCAGAAUGUAAUGUUCUCCACUCCAGAAAAUGUGAAAGGAAAGGUGGAAUUGUAUCAAAAGCACCGUGAGAGAUCUUCUAGGCAUAAGAUUCUUUCAAGGUUUAGUAGCUCAGGGAUGGUUCUUGUAAGUCCCCCAGUUCUGAAGCAGGUUAAGAAUAGGGCCUUACAUGAGAAAUAUAUUGAUCAACUACAUUGCAGGGAAGCAAAGAGAAAGGCUGCACUUGCACGGGCAGCAAAAUCCAUUCCUGAAAAGGGCGAUAGGAAUGAGACCCAUAUUCAGAAAAAGGAUAUGGUUAGAGCAGCAAAAAAUGCCCUUGUUUCUGAUGCUCAAGAUGCUAUACAUCAAUUCCAACAAAAGGAAGCCAAUGCCACAAGCGAGUUAUCUGAGUUUGAUGAGGAUGGUUUAGAUUGUGACAAUGAUGAAGGUGAUGAUGAACUUUAAUUCCAUUUAUUGACUUGAACCAAGAUCUAUAAAUGCAUAGCUAGCUGUCCCUUGUACUAAUUGAAGCAGCCACCUGUAACUGCUGAGUUGUGGGUGCUUGGUUGAAAAUAACCAUUUUAAAAAAAUCUCACAUUCUACGAAAUUGGCCUUUGUGAAUGUAAAUGCGAGUUCUGCUCUUGGUGGUCAAAGUUUGGGAUUAUAUUUAGCAAAUAUACGGAGGCAAUGAUAUCACAAGUGUUCCAUAAUCAUAACAUUGUUAAUAUGCUACAAUAGCCCGAUUCAAGCCAAUUCCAGUUGCAGUUUAUGAAGCUCGACCUACUUGAGCUUGUGGAUGGAAACAUGAUUGAAUGCAAAAUAGUCACAGAUUUGAUUGAGGGAGAAUAGUGAGUCUCUCUCCCAUGGGGCAUUUGAGAAUAGCAUAGGCAUUAAUACUUUUGAAACAUUUAACAUCAUGGGUGAAGAACUGUACAUGCUUUUCUGCAGGGACAGAAAUGAUUGUCCAAAUCUAUACCACAUCACAGGGGAAGUUCAAAACUUACAGUGAGCUAGGCUCUCAGCUCCCAAACCCCAUGGCGGCAAACAGCUUAUGAUCUUUCGAGAUAGCUCUGGUGAUUCAGACUUUUGUAGUGACAUAUCAUUUUUCAUAUCUACAGUUCUAUACAGAUCAUUUUGGAUUAUAGAAGUUCAUUAUAUCGUUA
Molecule: messenger RNA, 2623 nt
Organism: Malania oleifera
Lineage: Eukaryota; Viridiplantae; Streptophyta; Magnoliopsida; Santalales; Ximeniaceae
Exons: 2
Coding region: 180-1925 (581 amino acids)
Source: RefSeq, a predicted model, not a curated record